GGGCUCCCUGAGCGGCGGGUCCCCGCCGGGAGAGCGCGUGCCCUGCUUUGCAUCUGAAAAGUGAGUUCAAAGGGGCUCGGAGAGUGAGUGUGAACUGAAAUACAAUGGCCUCGUCCUCGGGAAACGACGACGACCUCACCAUCCCUAGAGCUGCUAUUAACAAGAUGAUCAAAGAGACUCUCCCCAACGUCCGGGUGGCUAAUGAUGCCCGGGAGCUGGUGGUGAACUGCUGCACUGAAUUCAUCCACCUCAUCUCCUCGGAGGCCAAUGAGAUCUGUAACAAGUCUGAGAAGAAAACCAUUUCCCCAGAGCACGUCAUACAAGCACUAGAAAGUUUGGGUUUUGGCUCCUAUAUCAGUGAGGUAAAAGAAGUCUUACAAGAGUGCAAAACAGUAGCACUAAAAAGAAGAAAGGCCAGUUUUCAU
Messenger RNA from Pelodiscus sinensis (Chinese soft-shelled turtle), 425 nucleotides. It is a transcript of the gene DR1, whose product is annotated as down-regulator of transcription 1. The record is from RefSeq and is a predicted model, not a curated record. Lineage: Eukaryota; Metazoa; Chordata; Testudines; Trionychidae. Gene Ontology annotation, biological process: RNA polymerase II preinitiation complex assembly; negative regulation of transcription by RNA polymerase II. Gene Ontology annotation, molecular function: RNA polymerase II general transcription initiation factor activity; protein heterodimerization activity; TBP-class protein binding. Gene Ontology annotation, cellular component: negative cofactor 2 complex.